AUGGACUCCCUCACAGUUAGUGAAAUAUCACUCAUAGCAAGACAACAGGUAAGUUUUGAUUAAAAUUCAUGGCUCUGAUAUUAUGACACUGAAUAGAAACAGGCGUAUUAUGUGUUGUUUUUGUUUGUACGACCUUGUUAGAGAGAUGUGGGUUUGCAGAGGCUCAGCAGCCACUUCUCCUGGACGGAGUUCUGUGAUGAUGAUCGGCAGAGUUUACAUCAGGAGUUUGUGUACGAUGUCGCCAUGUUUGCUUCAACCUGUGGCCUCUCCUGGCCUAAUGUGAUCCGGGCAGCUGUGAUGGCUAAACACAUCUUUCCAAAACUGAAGGGUCAGUAAAUAACACAACAAAAGAGUGACAUUUUAGAUUGGCUGGUUACUAAUUUAACCCUCUAUAGACUGGGGUAUAAUUGGCUGUUUUUGACUUCUUUUGAUUUUACCUUUAUAUUUCCUCUUAAAAACUGUUUAUCUUGCCUCGCUUGGUAUCAUUUUUUUUACAGCACAACCUCACCUGUGUGAAUAUUUUAUCAUUUUGACAUACUGUAUUAGCAAAGAGGACCUAAAUUCACACACAAACAACAAAAUCUGAGUGGGAAAAAGUAAAUUUUUUUACUGUGAAAACCACAAAUAUGUUCAACAUACCAUUUUUAUAACUUAGAAUGCAAAUAUAAAUUGUAAACUUCAAAACAUAUAUACAGUUUUAGCAAGUAACAUAGUAAUUUACCAUUAGUUAUCCUAAAAUGCAGGUAAUGCCUCAGGCGUUUUUUGCACAACUAUUUACAAAAAAAUGUAAAGUCUCACUAAUGUCACAUUUUAUUUAUGCCACUACAAAAAAAAAACAUGAUGUUAAUGAUGCAUGAUAUAAAACAUGUUGUUAAAAACUUAUGUAGAUCCUCCUCUAUGUCAGUCAAUUUGUAAUUUUUCCAUAAUUCUUUGUUUUUUGCUGCAUUUCUACAGAUUGUUCUGACUGUGUCUAUGGCAAAAAAAAUAAAAUUAAACUGAAAAAAAAAAGAAAAAAAAUUUGAUAAAGGUCUUUUUGACCGUAGGGGGAAAAUGUCUCAACUUGGACCUGGUGGUCUCUGAGGCUGAAACCUGCUCACUGCUGGAGCUCUGUCAGCAUAAGUCUCCCAGAGCUCAGAGCUCAUGUGUGACUCUGCUGCCUGAGCUGCUUCAUGUUAGAGGCUCUAAACUCCAGAAGAAGUUGAGAAGAGCUCACCUUAAGCUUUGAAUGUCUCUGUCCUCCAUCCUUUAGGUCUCAACAAGCCCGACCUUAUAGCCCUGUUUUUGGAUGCACUGUCUGAGGGUUUCCCAAAUAUAACCCCUGUCCAGCGACACCAGUUCUCGAGCUUCCUCAUAAACUUCUGCAUCACCCAAACUAGGCUCUUCAACGCGGUGGUGAGCGGAGUGCCCACACCUCAGCUACUGGAGGCCCUGGAGGUGCAGCUGCCGCCUACACCCUGCCCCUUAGCACAGGUGAUGAAACUUACCAACAGAAGAAACACCAGCUUUACAUGAGGAUCAUAUAAAUUUGAGCUUGAAUAUCUAAAACCAGUGCACGCCACUCUUAAUGUUGUGCUUUAGGGAAUGGAUCUGCAUGAGUGGGAGCGUCAGCAACAUCAAGCCCAGCUGACCAAACAGCUAGAUCAGAAAGUGGAGGAGCUCAGGGAUCUCAGAGAAGGCCCAAGGGUCACUCUAGGGGACUUGGAUGUUCCUGAAGGUGUGGAACUGGAUGAAAAGGUGAGACCCAUUAAGGCAGGGGUGUCAAACUCAACCACAGCAAGGGCCAUAAUCUGGAUUUAGGUCCAACCUGAGGGCCAAACAGGGUUAACAUUUCACCAAAACUGUCUACCUCCUUUUAAAAAACUAUGCAAAACAAAACAGCAAUGAUUAUAAAUCAUUUGGAAAUUAAAAAAAGAUAAAAAGAUAAGUUUAAAGGCAACCUGAGAUAGAAAAAAAUUAUUUUAUUUUAAUUUUUUAUUCUAUUUUUACUUAUUAGUUCAAAAGAUCAGAGCAUGAUAUUAAAAAUAGAAAAAUAAUGAAAAUAAUGCUUUUAAAGAGCAAAUACAUGAGGAGAACGUUGAAAUCAGGUAUAAAAGGUCAAAAUAUGACUUAAAAAUUUAAAAUUGGAAUCUAAAGUAUAAAAAUGACAUAAAUCUAAAUACUGAGUUGAACAAAAUCAAAGCGUGAAAUAAAAAAUCCAAUCAUGUUUGACUUGUAAUCUUGAAAUGCAAAAUUGAAAACAUGAAUAAAACACCAAAUAUUUUUUCCCACAUUCUUGACUAUUUAUCAAAUCUUCCUUACUCUUUAAUUUCCGAGAUUUUCGUGGCUUAUGAUGCUAAAGUUUACAUUAUUAUACUGGAGGAAAUCUGCAGACUUCAUACUGGUGGGCCAAUAAUAAUACAAAUAUGAGAUGAUCUUGUGGGCCAGAUAUAAUUGUGCCAUGGGCCAGAUUUGGCCCCCGGGCCUUGAGUUUGACACCUGUGCAUUAAGGAAUGAAAAAUGAAGGUAUUCGGUGAAGCUUUUCAUUACCUGUCUCUGCCAUUUUGUGAAGGGGCUUUUGGAAGUGGUGCGAACCACAGUGGGGGCCGCAUCAGACCAGAUGCUAGCAAGUCUGACCCAAGAAGCUUCUCUGCUCAGUGACAUCCAUGGGAUCAAACUGCAGCAGGCAGCAUUGACCACAGGGGGGCACCCUAAUCCUGUUGUUUCCAAUCCCGGCACACCAGUGAGGGCAAGUGCAAACUCAAGAAAAGAUAAGAGGGUGUCAAGAAAAGGUCUGAGAGGACAGAACCAAGGUUAA
Messenger RNA from Xyrichtys novacula (pearly razorfish), 2794 nucleotides. The record is from the annotation of a GenBank genome assembly. NCBI's taxonomy places the organism in Eukaryota, Metazoa, Chordata, Actinopteri, Labriformes, Labridae.